This is a messenger RNA of Hemicordylus capensis (graceful crag lizard), 2909 nucleotides long. RefSeq names its product WD and tetratricopeptide repeats 1 (gene WDTC1). The transcript has 16 exons. Gene Ontology annotation, molecular function: protein binding. NCBI's taxonomy places the organism in Eukaryota, Metazoa, Chordata, Lepidosauria, Squamata, Cordylidae. The record is from RefSeq and is a predicted model, not a curated record. Gene Ontology annotation, cellular component: cytoplasm; Cul4-RING E3 ubiquitin ligase complex. Gene Ontology annotation, biological process: negative regulation of fatty acid biosynthetic process. Bases 386 to 2482 code for a protein of 698 amino acids.
GUCUGCGCCGCUCGCGCGGCGUAAGGAUUGUGGCGGAGAUAGAGGAUGGUGGCGCAGGUAGCGUCGCGCAGGCGCGCUGCUGGGUGAAACGACGGAGGCAGGGGGGUGAGUGAGAGAGGAGGUGUUUGCUCGAGCCCUAGACAGCUGGAGGGGAUAAACAGAGGAGGGGGCCGGGGAGGGCUCGGGUCCCAGCCAGGCCGGGGCUGCGAAGCCUGGCGAGCGGCGCAGGCUGCCUCGCAGCCACUCGUCUCCUGGAGGGGCCCCUGCUCUGGCACGGGGGCCGGGCCGCCUCCCUGCAUGGAAGUUCAAGGGCUUCGUCCACUCGCUGCUGCGGCUUCUGAGCCUGCUCUGAGGAGGCCUGACAGGUAAUUUCAAUGCCUUCUCUAUGGACAUGAACUCUACUGGAAUGCUUGGAUGCACAGCAACACCUCCACUGGCUUGCGUUUGUCAGCCCUAUUGUGAGAAGAUGGCAAAAGCAAAUAUUACUAGAGACCUCAUCCACAGGCAGCUCAAGGAGAAGGGUGCCCUUAGCUUUGAACGACACUAUCAUGUCACCGACCCAUUCAUUCAGCGCCUGGGCUUGGAGGCAGAACUGCAGGGUCACACUGGCUGUGUCAACUGUCUUGAAUGGAAUGAAAAGGGAACCUUGUUGGCUUCUGGCUCGGAUGACCAGCACACAAUUGUGUGGGAUCCCCUACACCACAAAAAGCUCCUUUCAAUGCACACAGGGCAUACGGCAAACAUAUUCUCUGUCAAGUUCUUACCACAUGCAGAAGACCGGAUACUCAUUACUGGGGCUGCAGAUUCCAAGGUGCAUGUCCAUGACUUGACGGUUAAGGAAACCAUCCAUAUGUUUGGGGAUCACAAAAACCGGGUCAAGCGGAUUGCCACAGCUCCCAUGUGGCCCAAUACCUUCUGGAGUGCAGCAGAAGAUGGGCUGAUCAGACAGUAUGACCUGCGAGAGAACAGCAAGCACUCAGAAGUCCUGAUUGAUCUGACGGAAUAUUGUGGGCAGCUUGUGGAGGCCAAGUGUCUCACUGUCAACCCCCAGGACAACAACUACCUAGCAGUGGGAGCCAGUGGACCCUUUGUACGGAUCUAUGACAUACGCAUGAUCCACAACCACAGAAAAAGCAUGAAACAGAAUCCCACAGCUGGAGUCCAUACAUUUUGUGAUCGGCAGAAGCCCCUCCCAGAUGGUGCAGCGCAGUACUACGUAGCAGGACAUCUUCCAGUAAAAUUACCAGACUACAAUAACCGGCUGAGAGUUCUGGUAGCUACAUAUGUCACCUUCAGUCCUGAUGGCACUGAGCUGUUGGUCAACAUGGGGGGAGAGCAGGUUUACUUAUUUGACCUGACUUACAAGCAGCGGCCAUAUACUUUUCUCCUGCCAAAGAAAUGCCACUCCUCGGGAGAGGUGCAGAAUGGGAAGACAUCCACCAAUGGCGUGUCAAAUGGCAUCCAUCUCCACAGCAAUGGCUUCAGGUUGUCCGAGGGCCGAGCGCACAUCAGCCCACAGGUGGAGCUUCCUCCAUACCUGGAGAAAAUCAAGCUGCAAGCCAACGAGGCUUUUGCUUGCCAGCAGUGGACUCAAGCCAUCCAGCUUUACAGCAAAGCUGUCCAGAAGGCCCCCAGCAACGCCAUGCUGUACGGAAACAGAGCUGCUGCCUACAUGAAGCGCAAGUGGGAUGGGGAUCACUAUGACGCCCUGAGAGACUGCCUGAAGGCCAUCUCCCUGAACCCCUGUCACCUGAAGGCUCACUUCCGCCUGGCUCGCUGCCUCUUUGAGUUGAAGUAUGUCGCAGAAGCCCUGGAGUGUCUGGAUGACUUCAAAGGAAAGUUCCCCGAGCAAGCGCACAGCAGUGCUUGCGAUGCCUUGGACCGGGACAUCAACACAGCCCUUUUCUCGAAAAGCGAUAAUGCGGAGGACAAGAAAGGGAGCGGCCCCAUCUGGCUGCGAGCCAACGGACGCAAAGAUUCCAUCUCGGAAGAUGAGAUGGUGCUGCGAGAGCGCAGCUAUGACUACAAGUUCCGAUACUGCGGCCACUGCAACACGACCACAGACAUCAAGGAGGCAAACUUCUUUGGCAGCAAUGCGCAGUACAUUGUCAGUGGCUCCGACGACGGCUCCUUCUUCAUCUGGGAGAAGGAGACGACCAAUCUAGUGCGGGUGCUGCAGGGUGACGAGUCGAUCGUUAACUGCCUCCAGCCCCACCCGAGUUACUGCUUCCUGGCCACCAGUGGCAUCGACCCCGUUGUACGGCUGUGGAACCCCAGGCCGGAGGGCGAAGCACUGAACGGGCGCGUGGUGGAAGACAUGGAAGGCGCCUCCCAGGCCAACCAGAGGCGGAUGAAUGCCGACCCAUUGGAGGUGAUGCUGUUGAACAUGGGCUACCGGAUCACAGGACUGACCGGUAGUGGGGCCGGAGGCUCGGAUGACGAAGACAGCUCCGAGGGGCAAGUCCACUGCCGGACCAGCUAAAGCUGAAUUGCUUCUCCUUCCCGUAAUUGUUCUUUUUGUUUUGUUUGAAGGGAAAUCUAGUCUGCUCAGUUUGAACUCUGACGAACGACUGCACUGUUUCACACUAUGCACAGAGUAGGACACGCCAGCGGGGGCAGGAGUGGCUUUGUUGUUAAACUGCUGCUACCAUUUCUUCCCCCCUCCCUCACCUUCUCUCCCUUCCACUGUUGAGCAGCAUGGUAACGCAGCCCGCUGGAUUUUGCCUCUAGCAGACUUUAGUCUGUGCAAGGAUUUCUCUCUUGCGUUGUCUGUGAGCAGUGUAAAGCUGGUAACCAUUCCCUCCUCCGGUGCUGCUGCAUGGCCUGGAAGACACGGGGGGACAAUUACCUACAUGAAUGCGUUUUUUUGCAGAGAGGAUGUUUAAAAACUCAAUAAAAUAUAAACUAGG